AUGAAAAGGUUUAUUAAGUACGAAUUCCUUAACAAGACCGAACUUGAAUACGAAGUGAAGAUUAGAUGUGAGGAACCAGCUAAUACUGUAUUACUUCUAAAAAAACAGGUUUUGCGUUUAGUUGAGAAUUCUCACCCUGAAGAUAUUCUGACUUCUCCAAUUCCGAUUGAGGAUGACUUGUCUCAAAUUGAUUCUACUUUGACCUACUUGGACUGUAAAAUUAAAAAAUUUUUACAAGGCGAAACCAAAUACUUGCGACUAAUAGAAACUUUUAUUAAUCAUGUCUUUUACAGAUUGGAACGAAUAGAUACUGACUUAUAUCCAGACUUUAAAGCUAUUUUCGAUACUUUGAAGAUGAAAUAUGACGAUAUUACUAAACAAUUUGAAUCCUUGACUCCAGCUCCAACUGAAAAUGACCCUCCAUCACUUGACCCUCCUGUUGACCCGACUGUCAUGGAACUCCCUCUUGUUUCUCAAACUUCUGUUCAGGUCCAUACCCCGUAUUCUUCACCACCACCUCAAUCUUUUUCUCCAAAUAACGUCUUCAAAGAUCUGAAAAGACACACCUUCAAUGGUAAAAGCUGUCCAAGAUACUUUCUUCAAAAACUUCAAGAAUACUGCUUAGCUCGUGGCUUGUCCAAAGACUUGUUGAUUUCUCAAGCGUUCGAAAUUUUCACUGACAAUGCUCUUCAUUGGUUCAGAUUUAAAUAUAAUCAGAAUCCAAACUUAACGUGGAACGAACUUUCUUCGUUAUUAAUCAAAGACUUUGGUGGUUUUGAUUAUGAUUACAAACUUUUAGAAGCGAUUAGGAAUCGAACUCAAGGUCGAGAUGAACCUAUUGUCAUCUAUAUUUCCAUCAUGUCUGGAAUGUUUUCUCGUCUUUCGAAGAAACUUUCUGAAACAGAACAAUUGGAGAUUAUUUUAAGGAAUAUUCGCCCAUGUUAUUCAGUCUUCGUAGCUCUAAAAGACAUUGACUCUAUAGACUUUCUUCUGGCUACUUGCCAAAACUAUGAAAAAUUCCUAGACAGAGACAAACAAUUUAAAGAACCAAAUGUACAACAAAGUCCUCUUAUUUCUGAAUUCAACUACAAGCAUUCCACUUCAAGUUCAGUUGACUCUCCAAAUUCUUCUAAUAACUCACGACCUUCUCCUCUCCUCAUUAAUAAAUUCACUUCAUCCUACAAAUACCCUUCUAGACAAGUUAAUAGUCUCUCUCAAACUAAAGCUCCUCAAGAAAGCUCCUUUUGUGUUCGCUGUCGUAAACAAGGUCAUUCUUUGAACACCUGUACUCAACCACGAUUCGUGAUUUGUUUCAAAUGUGGUCUUAAGGGUUUUAAAACUGCAGAUUGCCCUACUUGUUCUCCCAAACCCAAUACUAGUUCAAAAAAACUAACUGCUGACUUGAAAAGUAACUUAAACUUUGAUAAUGACGAUUGGACUAAUUGGAUUAAAACAAUUCAAAUCUUCUUUUCUUAUUACAAAAUCUCUUCUACACUCUACUCCAAGGAACAAGAUCUUAAUCGUCCAUUCGUUAAUGUCAAAAUUUAUAACUUAACUUUAUCUGGUUUACUAGAUUCUGGCAGUUUAGUAACUAUUCUGGGUAAUAAUUCUUAUUUGGAAAUUCUUAAACUGGGCUGCAAACUUUUCAAGUCAGAUCUUAUUACUGUCUCUACUGCUAAUAAUGAAAAAGUUAAUUCCUUGGGUUAUUUUGACUUACCUGUUCAUUUCAAUAAUCAAACUCAUUUAAUUAAAGCUUACGUUUUCCCUGAAAUAUUUCCUUCGCUAAUACUAGGUAUUGACUUUUGGAAAAAAUUUAAUCUUUUACCUAGUGUUUUAUCUUCUCUUAACUUUACAGAAUCUAAAUGCUCUGCUAUCGAAACUAAAGAUACUAAAGUUUUACCUUAUGAGCAUUUAACUCCUAAUCAAAACAACAUCGCUAAUGACAUCAUCCAACGCUUCAAGACAAUUUCUUUUGAAGAAAAAGGUAUCCUGGGAAGCACACACUUAAUUACCCACAAGAUUGACACUGGUGAUUCUCUUCCAAUCAAACAAAGAUGUUACAGACUGUCUCCUGUAAAAUAA
This is a messenger RNA of Parnassius mnemosyne (clouded apollo), 2082 nucleotides long. The record is from the annotation of a GenBank genome assembly. NCBI's taxonomy places the organism in Eukaryota, Metazoa, Arthropoda, Insecta, Lepidoptera, Papilionidae.